CCGACACAGUCACCAUCGUUAGUAUCUCCUGAUUCUAGUCCGAUCUCGUUCUGAGCCUCCCCUAACUUUGGUCAUAUCGAAACACCUCCAAUCGCGUGUUUCUAUAUCAACCCUCCCUCGUCAACCGACACGAGUGAUUGCGCGAGAACGAAACCCAACGAAACACAUAUUCGAGUAACUUCACCAUGGCUGAUGCCCCUGCUGAGCAAGCUGCUGCCCCCCCUCCCGCCGAACAGGCUCCCGCCGUUAGUGGUGAAGCCGUCGAGGGCGGAGAGGCUGGCCCCUCAAAGAAGGCAUUGAAGAAGGCUGAGGCGAAGGCUAAGAAGGAAGCUGAGAAGGCACGCCGAGCUGCUGAACACGAAGCCCGACAGUCUGCUGCAAAGGCUGCUGCUGGAAAUACCGAAGACCUCGCUAAAGACAACUAUGGAGAUUCCACUCAUCUUACCAAGAUCGAUGCGGAGCGAGUCAAGCUCCGAAACCUGAGCGAUGAGCAUCUCGGCAAGACCAUCAAGCUUCGUGCGUGGAUCCAGAAUGCGCGCAUGCAAGGUGCUAAGAUGGCCUUUGUUGAGCUUCGCGAGGAGCGUGACUGGGCUAUCCAGGGCGUCGUCGCGGCCAGCAGUGAAGGCACACCUGUCUCUAAGCAGAUGGUCAAGUGGAUCGGUAGUCUAAAUCUAGAAGGCUACAUUCUUGUCGAAGCUAAGGUUGUGAAGCCCCAAGAGCCAGUCAAGAGCGUGAAGGUCUCCAAUUACGAGCUACAUAUCUCUAAGUGCUACGUAAUCAGCCCUGGCCCUCAAGUUCUUGGCAUGGGUCUUGCUGUUGCCAACCGGCCUGUUACCAACUUUGACGAUGAAGACGCUGGUGGCCCUGUCGAGGAGGUCAAGGAAGGCGUUGACAAUUUAAGCCUUGAGAACGUCCCUGGUGCCAGCAUGGCAACUCAUUUGAACAACCCCGUUAUGCACAAGCGAGCUCCUGUUCAGCAAGCCAUAGCCGAUGUACGACUGGCCGUUCGCAAGCUGUUUGUCGAGUACCUUGAAGCUCGCGACUUUGUCCAAUUUGAGGCGCCUUGCCUCAUUGGAGCUGCCUCUGAAGGAGGAUCCAACGUGUUCGGCAUGCCCUACUUUGACAAGCAGGCUUACUUGGCCCAAUCUCCCCAAUUCUACAAGCAAUACGAGAUUGCUGGUGGCCGGAAGCGUGUUCUGUGCAUCGGGCCUGUAUUUCGAGCUGAGAACUCUAACACCCCUAGACACAUGACAGAAUUCACCGGUCUUGAUCUUGAGAUGGAAAUCGAGGACCAUUACCACGAGGUCCGCGACAUGCUCGAGGGGGUUCUUCUUCAUAUCUUCCGAGGGCUUCAGGAGCGAUGUGCCGAGCAGAUUGCUCUUGUUCGAACGGUUUACCCUUCUGAGGACUUUCUUUUGCCCAAGCCCGGUAAGGAGGUUCGCCUUACAUUCGCUGAGGGUCAGGCACUCCUUAGAGCUGAGGGUCCGGAGGAGUACCGCAACGUCUCUGAUGAAGAGGACAUGAGUACACCGCAAGAGAAGGCACUAGGCGCUCUUAUCCGGGAAAAGUACAGCACCGACUUCUACGUCCUUGACAAGUUCCCCGAGGGUGCUCGACCUUUCUAUGCCCUGGAGGACCCCGAGAAUCCCAAGGUUACUAAUGCCUUCGAUUUCUUUAUGCGUGGGCAAGAGAUUCUAUCUGGUGGUCAACGUAUUCACGUUCCGGAGACUCUGGAAGCACGAAUUCGUACAAAGGGUAUCGACCCUAAAAGCCAAGGCAUCAAGGAGUAUGUCGACAUUUUCCGCAGUGCCGGUGUUCCCCCUCACGGCGGCGGUGGUAUUGGCUUGGACCGUGUGGUUGCGUGGUAUUUGAACCUUCCAAGCGUGCACUUGGCAAGCUAUUAUCCUCGUACACCCAAGAGACUCUUGCCUUAAGAAGUUGAAAGGACCUAGAAGUUGUAGGAUUUCUAGAAUGUGAGAACUACUAAAAUACAGAUGAGAAAGGGAAACUGGAGAACAAGAGACAAGACUACAGACAGUUCCGGGGAUUAUGACAAAAACAAGAUUUGAAUAUUCCAGCCAAGAAGUUCCCCGUUUGUGUAAACCAGGUCAAAACGGAAUUGUAUUGUAAGCUGGUGAUGACUCCUUUGUAUUAAACACAAUGUAACGAGUGAAGUUGUGAGUUAGAAUAAACAAACAUAUCCAGAACGUCAACAUCAAAGACUCGUGAGAUUAAAGUGUUCCAGGUAUGAGAUAGGCUGGGUUGGUCUGCUGAAAAGAAGCAACUCCGCAAAUGGAUCAAUUG
Fusarium oxysporum Fo47 is the source of this 2304-nucleotide messenger RNA. RefSeq lists its product as uncharacterized. The record is from RefSeq and is a predicted model, not a curated record. Gene Ontology annotation, molecular function: RNA binding; aspartate-tRNA ligase activity; ATP binding. Gene Ontology annotation, biological process: aspartyl-tRNA aminoacylation. Lineage: Eukaryota; Fungi; Ascomycota; Sordariomycetes; Hypocreales; Nectriaceae. Gene Ontology annotation, cellular component: cytosol; aminoacyl-tRNA synthetase multienzyme complex; cytoplasm. Bases 186 to 1934 code for a protein of 582 amino acids. The transcript has 3 exons.